AUGGAAGAGAUCAUAUGCAAUGGAACGCACAACGAAAGCCCGUUACAUAAGCUCCACAUUCGGUUUGCAGGUAAUUGGGACAACUUCCGGAGCGCUGGCCCCUCCACAGCGCAAGACCCUCACAAACGCGUGUUCUACUUUGGGCGAGCCAAUGAUGACAGAAUGUUUGAACAUCAACGAGAAGCAGCGGGUGGUAUCUCUUCUGGAUUCGGCUGCUUGAUCAGAGAGGACGUCCUACAAGUGAUGCCGAAGGAGAUCCAGGCACGAUUUCCAUGUGAUACGCAGAUCGCAAUAAGAAUCCCACAAAAGGACGGGAGCGAGUAUCUGGUUCAUGCCAACGAAAUGGCGCGGAUAGCAAUUUACUUGCCCGAGAAGAACCCGGAUGCAGGUGGUCAGCCUAUGAUGGUUGAGUUUGAUCGAUUGGCACUCGUGGUGCCUGCCGACACUGGACUAUCGAAUGACGGAAGUAACAUCAAGGUCUGGAUGGGUGCCGAUUACUGGGACCGCCGUUCAGGAUACUCACGUGCUCUUUUCCGAGAGUGUCAGCAGGAAUCCCCAGACGAUCAGCCAUUACUGGACAUCAUCCACCCGGGCGGCGAUACCAUCACCAUCUGA
Exophiala bonariae is the source of this 615-nucleotide messenger RNA. RefSeq lists its product as uncharacterized. The coding region runs from base 1 to 615 and encodes 204 amino acids. Lineage: Eukaryota; Fungi; Ascomycota; Eurotiomycetes; Chaetothyriales; Herpotrichiellaceae. The transcript has a single exon. The record is from RefSeq and is a predicted model, not a curated record.